AUGAAGUUGAACAUUUCCUACCCUGCCAAUGGCAGCCAGAAGCUCAUCGACAUUGACGAUGAGCGCAAGCUGGCCGUCUUCAUGGAGAAGCGCAUGGGCGCCGAAGUUGCUGGCGACUCUGUCGGCGACGAGUUCAAGGGCUACAUCUUCCGCAUCACCGGAGGAAACGACAAGCAGGGUUUCCCCAUGAAGCAGGGUGUCAUGCACCCCGGCCGUGUCCGCCUCUUGCUCUCCGACGGCCACUCCUGCUACCGCCCUCGCCGCACCGGCGAGCGCAAGCGAAAGUCGGUCCGUGGCUGCAUCGUCGGCAUGGAUCUGUCCGUCCUGGCCCUCAGCAUCGUCAAGCAGGGUGACGGCGACAUCCCCGGCCUGACCGACGUCGUCCACCCCAAGCGCCUGGGUCCCAAGCGUGCCACCAAGAUCCGCAAGUUCUUUGGCCUCACCAAGGAUGACGAUGUUCGCAAGUACGUCAUCCGCCGCGAGGUCCAGCCCAAGGGUGAGGGCAAGAAGCCUUACACCAAGGCGCCCAAGAUCCAGAGACUGGUCACUCCCCAGCGUCUCCAGCACAAGCGCCAUCGCGCCGCGCUCAAGCGCCGCCAGGCCGAGAAGGUCAAGGACGAGGCCAACGAAUACGCCCAGAUCCUCGCCAAGCGUGUCGCAGAGGCCAAGGCCCACAAGGCCGAUGCCCGUAAGCGCCGCGCCUCUUCUAUGCGCAAGUAA
Molecule: messenger RNA, 720 nt
Organism: Metarhizium brunneum ARSEF 3297
Lineage: Eukaryota; Fungi; Ascomycota; Sordariomycetes; Hypocreales; Clavicipitaceae
Gene: rps602
Product: 40S ribosomal protein eS6
Biological process (GO): translation
Cellular component (GO): ribosome
Molecular function (GO): structural constituent of ribosome
Source: RefSeq, a predicted model, not a curated record